This is a messenger RNA of Anas platyrhynchos (mallard), 5061 nucleotides long. RefSeq names its product beta-secretase 2 (gene BACE2). The record is from RefSeq and is a predicted model, not a curated record. Gene Ontology annotation, biological process: membrane protein ectodomain proteolysis; amyloid-beta metabolic process. NCBI's taxonomy places the organism in Eukaryota, Metazoa, Chordata, Aves, Anseriformes, Anatidae. Gene Ontology annotation, molecular function: aspartic-type endopeptidase activity. Gene Ontology annotation, cellular component: endosome; plasma membrane; trans-Golgi network.
UUCCCACACGGACACAUGGACACACGGACACCGCCACCCCACAGCGCGGAUCCCCGGGGGGCCCGGAUCCUCCGCCAUCCCCCCGGGGCUCUCGGAAACUUUCCGCCCUUUUUUUUUCCAAGUUUCUCUGCCUCCGCCUCCCCUCCGGCGGAGGCCGGGCUGCCUGAGCGAGCAGCACAACUUCCCCGGCCGGGAGGAAGGCGAGGAGGAGCUCGGCGCCGAGGGGUGGGGGGAGAUGGAGCCGGGGCGUGGGGAAGCCGCUCCCGCCUUCCUCCUUCUCCUCCUCCUCCUUCUCUUCUCGCCGGCUGCUCCAGCCCGGCACCAGGCGACCGCUGCCUCCCUGCCGAGCCGCAGCAGCCGGGACGUGCCUCCGGGAUGGGGGCGCCGCCGGUCGCCCCCAGCCUCCUGCUGCUGCUGGCCGGCGCCGCGGGGUUGUGCCGGGCUUUCUUCUCGCUGCCGCUCCGCGUGUCCCAGCCGGCCGCCCCCCGGGGGUCGCCGCCCGCCCCGGUGCCGCUGCGGCCGGGGAGCGGCGGGGGCCGGCAGCGGGAUGCCCCGGCAGAGCCGGGAGGCUUGGCCUUGGCCUCGGAGCCCGGGGGCAGCAUCAACUUUUUGGCCAUGGUGGACAACCUGCAGGGGGACUCCGGCCGCGGGUACUACCUGGAGAUGCUCCUCGGGACCCCGCCGCAGGCGUUAAAUAUUCUGGUUGACACUGGAAGCAGUAAUUUUGCUGUAGCAGGUGUGCCUGAUCCUGAUGUCACCUCCUACUUCAAUACAGAGCUGUCAAGUACAUACAAAUCUCAAGGGAUCGAUGUCACAGUUAAGUACAGUCAAGGAAGCUGGACUGGAGUGCUGGGUACAGAUGUCAUUACUAUCCCCAAAGGAAUUGAUGGCAGCUACACCAUCAAUAUUGCAACCAUUUUUGAAUCAGAGAAUUUCUUCUUACCAGGGGUUCAAUGGCAUGGGAUUCUUGGUCUUGCCUAUGGCACCUUAGCCAAGCCUUCAAGUUCUGUGGAGACGUUCUUUGAUUCUCUUGUGAGGCAGGCAAAGAUCCCCAACAUUUUCUCUUUGCAGAUGUGUGGUGCUGGACUGCCUGUUUCUGGAAGUGGUACCAACGGAGGUAGUCUUGUUCUAGGUGGCAUUGAACCAAGUCUCUACAGGGGUGAUAUAUGGUACACACCUAUCAAAGAGGAGUGGUAUUAUCAGGUUGAAAUUCUCAAGCUGGAGGUUGGAGGACAGAACCUGGAACUGGACUGCAGAGAGUAUAAUGCUGAUAAAGCGAUAGUAGACAGUGGGACCACUCUCCUCCGUCUGCCCCAGAAAGUCUUCAGUGCUGUUGUGCAAGCAAUAGCUCGCAAAUCCCUGGUACAAGAAUUCUCUUCUGGUUUCUGGACUGGUACACAGCUUGCAUGCUGGGAUAAAACUGAAAGACCCUGGUCUUUAUUUCCCAAACUCUCCAUUUACAUGAGGGAUGAGAACUCCAGCAGGUCAUUUCGCAUCUCUAUCCUGCCACAGCUUUAUAUUCAACCCAUCCUUGGAAUAGGAGAGAACUUGCAGUGCUACCGAUUUGGUAUCUCUUCAUCUGCGAAUGCGCUGGUUAUUGGUGCUACAGUCAUGGAAGGCUUCUACGUAAUAUUUGACAGAGCUCAGAGGAGAGUGGGCUUUGCAGUGAGUCCAUGUGCAGAAGUCGAUGGCUCUCCAGUAUCUGAGAUUGAAGGUCCCUUCACAACAGAAGAUGUUGCAAGCAACUGUGUUUCUGUCAUUUCUUUCCAUGAACCAGUGUUGUGGAUUGCCUCCUAUGCUCUCAUGAGCCUGUGUGGGAUUAUCCUCCUUGCACUGAUCAUCCUGCUGCUUAUUCCACCCCGUUGUCAGCAUCGCUACACUGACAACGACGUGGUCAAUGAUGAGUCCUCCUUAGUGCGACACCGAUGGAAAUGAGAACCUCAGUUGUGAAACCUGGGACUUCAACAGAAUGAAGAACAAAGUACUUUGCCAACAGGAAGAAGCCAAUGCCUCAGUCCUUUUUACAUCCAUUACAAAUUGCAGUGGAAAUCCCUCCCAAUACCACAACUUUUUACGCUUUAUUUUCUAACACUGAUUCUGAACCAAAGCACUGUUAACCACCUCAUAAGUGCUACGGUACUGGAUUUGCUACUGCAGUACAAAGAGCCUUUAUGCUCUCAGUAGUACCUUCUUUUUUAAAAAAAAGAGAAAAAAAAAACAACACCAUAAUGUUCUUCCACUAUCUGAACAAAAUUGUCCAUUCUUCUUUCACAAAAAAGGAGUUGUUAGUAUUUUCUAACUAAUCAAGCCCUGACUGUAAAAAAAAAAAAAAAAAAAAAAAAAAAAAGAAAAAGAGAAAAAAAAUAAUAACCUUUCUUACUAAUCAUAUUAAAUGAAUACUGCUUUGUGUUUACAUCAAUUCAUUUUGAAGCUGUGCUUAUGGUGCGGGCAAAAGAGAAAGGUCAGACAUAUGCAGCAGUAAAGCAAAUGAGGUCAAGAAGAAAUGUCAGUUUGGGUUUUCAUUCCUCAGAAUUACUGCUGCCACUUGAGAGGGUCACCAUUCCUGAGUCAUUGCAAAAUAGCUUGAGGAGGUAAAAACUGGGAAACAAACUUGUUCAGCCUUAGUGUAAAACAAGACUACCUCUCUUAAUUUUACAAGGAUGCUACCACUGGUAAGCAUGCGACUUAGAACUGGUCUUUAAACACAGGAUGUCCAAAUGUAACUCCUGUGCUUCUAAGUAGUUGAUUUUAUAGAAAUUAAUACUUCAUAACUUUCCACUUUGCUGCAUAAAAAAGCCUUUCAGUUUUCCCCCUAAUGUGGGGGUUUGUGUGGUUGUUUGUUUGUUUUGUUUUAAUUUAGGAUGAGUGAUAUUUAGUUAAGGCUGGAUUGCAAACAUAUAGACAUUAUAGUCCUAAAGUCCAUGUUCUGUCAUCUCUUUUCCUAUUUCUAGGAAUGCGUAACAAAAAGAAAACAAGAAAAUGAGAAAGACAAUGAUUUUCUUUGCUGAGCUCAGCAACAUAUAAGUUCAAGUGAAAAGUAUGUCUUCAUGGACAGACUGUGGAGUGAAAGCCUUAAUGCUGGCUUGUAUUUAAACAUGAGCAACGGUGGGAGGCUUUUUGUUUAGCUCCAGUGGUGUGUCAGUCAAAUGAAAAGUCUAUGUACUGACUGACUGAAAACACAUGCGGUGAGACUGAAAAAUAUGAAGGGAAAGAGAAGGAAGGAAAGUAUUUGCCAGACCUCCAUUGUGCAAGCAUAGAUUUUAAUGUAGAAGUCACAACAUGGCAUUUUCUUUGCAGACAGAACAACUUUUUGUGUAUCUAGUCAGUGAGCACUGCACCUCCAUCAUUUUUCCAGAGCACUUGCAUAGUGGGUUCAAAAGAUAAACAAUGCAAGGUUGAGGAGUCCAGUGACAAGUACUAGUUAUCUCUUUGAAAAAUAACUGGAAAAAAAAAAAAUCCUUUGCAUUUCAAUUGCACAGCAGUUUACAAAUCUGUGUGGGUAACAAGAAAAAAAAAAAAUAAUAAAAAAAAAAAGGAAGCUUAGCUCAGAAUCUCCCAAUCCUUUGCCUAGAUUUUUUUUCUGCCUGUAAUCCCUUCAUGCAGCUUUCUGAUUCACACUGCCUCUGUUUCUGACUCUCUGACUCUGCAGGGACUAAGCAAAGAUUUCUUUUUUUUUUUUUUUUUUUUUUUCAGGAAUGAUGCUUUUACAGAAGUACAAGUACUGUGUGUGAAAAUAAAGCACUGCUGUUUUUUAAACUAAUGUGUAUAUCAGUUCAUAACUGGAAGUGCCUGUGUUUUCCUUUUCUUUUUAAUUCCUGCACAUUCAGACUGUUUGGCUGCAUAAAGUGUAAUGAUUCAUGUUUUGAUCUAACAUAGGGAAAAGUUGAUUUUUUUUGGAAUUACGAGUUGCAAGUAGGAGGAAAUUCUGAGUUUGCCUCCUUCCUCCUCUUCCUCUUAGUUUGUAAGGGGAGAAAAGCAAUUAAUUAAAAGGAAUGUAAGAAACAACAGAGCUUAGGUGUUUUCUCCCUAGCAUAUCUUCCACUUGUCUCUUUCGCAAUGUCUUACAAUUAGAAUUUGUAGUGCAUUUUAUAAAAAGAAGCUAUGCCUUUGGGUUUUUCUUAAAGCAAUAGACUUUGCUCUGAAAAGAGUGAUGUUUCCAGUUCUGAUAUGGUUCCACGUCAUCCUCCUGUGUUGUGUUCCACACACAGCAAACCAUUUCAAAGUUAUAUUCCUUCUUCUACGGGACAGUAAUACAAGUAAUGCUUUUGUCACCUGUUUCAAACAGAAACACAUCGUGCAUGUUUGGAUUGAUACAGUGGUAAACAAUGAGCCCUUUCAGUUCAUAAAGUAGUAACAGUUGUAUGUAUUAGGUUCUUCCCUUUCCCUAAGCUCUCUUGCUUCAUUACAACAAGGAGUUUUACAAAGGAAUUUAUUGGGAAAGGUUCCUGGUGUGCUUUCUGACGACAAGCUAGAUAUCUUCUGAGUUGUUUAACAAAGUCUUCUUAGUGCAGAGGAUUUCACAUAAAAGCCUUUCAGUUUUACCCUUUUGUUUCAAAUGUCAUUGGUCAAGACAUUUUAAUAGAAAUACUUGAAUUAUAUGAGCAAUAAUCAAGUAGCAUAAAUGAAACAGUAAUAUAUUCUUGAGUUUUCAUGGCAUACCUCACCCCUAAAAUUUGGAUUACAGUAAAAAUGCUGUUAGUGACAUCUGCUAGCAGCACAAAAUUCAUCUCAGCUUAUAAAUUGAUACUUACACUGGCAGAUAUUCAGGUGAGUAUUGCUUUGUUGCUCUGGCAACAAGAAGAGCAAUAGAGGCCCUUGAGGGUUCAUUUUAGCCUACGGCACAUUAAGAAAAAUAAUGCUCUUGAGCAUUUUUCUACGAAAGAAUAAAUGCAAUGAUAGACUACAGUGUUACCAAGUGUGCCUCACCAGUGUUCUUUUUCCCCAAUAUAUUUUUUUUUAAAGUAGAGUUCCAUGAGGCAUUUUAUACUCUUGCUAACUAACUUCAGAGAUCAAAUUAAACCAUACCUAGUGGAAAACAAACAAAACAAAACAAAAAGCAAC